UGAGAGUAAGGAUGCUACCUCGGACAAGAACACGUUCCUACACUUGAAGCAGAGCUGGGCUACAGCUGGAAUGAUCUCACUCAACUUUUGCCUCAUCCUCCUGACGAGCUCUGCGCUUUGCGUCUCAGCUUUUCGCUCAACCUUCAUCAAAGAUCCGUCGAGUUUGUUAUCGUUUGCAAAGACGUGCACUCGGAGGCCUUCAACUUUGCCGCGUAGGAGAUCACCAUCCCUUGUCGCUUCCAGUUUGAUGUGUGCCAGUGGCAGUGGGAUAGAAAACGCAGGACUCUCUGAACUUCGAACCAUGUCGGGGCUUCGCAGUCGCAUCCGGAGCUUGUGCGAAGAAGAAAAUGAGAUGGAGAAAGGAAAGAGGACAAAGGAUCUUGAAUGGAUAAGGAACUUAUCGGACGAAGAGAUUCUCAGGUUUUUACGUGCUCGCUCUCGAAAUAUCUACGGACACGACUGGAGGCUGCAGAUGCUAGAUUCUCACGACCCGGUGUUGGAUGAUUCGUACAAGUUCCUCGUUGAGCAUGCUUGCUGGCGAUAUGAGAGGGGCUUUCACCUCGAUGAUUUCAAAAGCUCUGCGCCCCCUGCAGCCCUAGCUGUAUGGAAGUGGAGGGAAGACAGCUCAAGCCCAGUCCUCUCACUACAUCUCGAGGCUUCAAACGAGUCUUUGUCGUUGCAAGAGCUCCUCGAUGGAUUUGCCGAUGCUUGUGAAAUUGGACGGAGGAAGUUCAAAGUCGGCGUGAACAAGCAGGCAGAUUUGAUUCUCAGUAUCAAACCUUCAGAUACAGGUUCAGGGCAGAAGGACCUACUCAAGGGGUUUGUAGAGCAUUUGGUCAUGGAGAUUGGAGUGAGGAGAGUUUCUGCAAUGAUUCUUCAGAUCUUUAAUCCAGUCAACAUCGCAACAUAUCCUCCUGCUAGAUCCGUGCUCGAGCACAGCCCGGGGCUUUUCAAGAGGAUUUACGUUCAAGAUUACGAUGGAGCCGUUUCAGCAAUAUGGACAUUUAUCUCUCGCGCAAGUGUUAUUCCUGUCCUUGAAAUGCUCUUCUCAGCGGUUCUCCUGGACAAACCCAUUCGAGACAAGAUUAGUUUCGGCGUUGAGCCUUGAUAACUCGAGUCAGUGUACAUCUAGUGAACUUCGG
Messenger RNA from Guillardia theta CCMP2712, 1142 nucleotides. RefSeq lists its product as hypothetical. Lineage: Eukaryota; Cryptophyceae; Pyrenomonadales; Geminigeraceae. The transcript has 9 exons. The coding region runs from base 71 to 1108 and encodes 345 amino acids. The record is from RefSeq and is a predicted model, not a curated record.